This is a messenger RNA of Tripterygium wilfordii, 5087 nucleotides long. RefSeq names its product myosin-12. The record is from RefSeq and is a predicted model, not a curated record. Gene Ontology annotation, cellular component: myosin complex; vesicle; actin cytoskeleton. Gene Ontology annotation, molecular function: ATP binding; microfilament motor activity; actin filament binding. The transcript is spliced from 40 exons. Lineage: Eukaryota; Viridiplantae; Streptophyta; Magnoliopsida; Celastrales; Celastraceae. Bases 127 to 4785 code for a protein of 1552 amino acids. Gene Ontology annotation, biological process: vesicle transport along actin filament; actin filament organization.
CAGACAUUCUCUUCUUCUAUCAAGUUCUGUGAUUCACAAGUACGAACAUUUCUGGUGAAUACCUCUCUUUUCUUCGACAAAAAGGGCCUUCAUCAUCUACUGGAUUUUGAUGCUUAGAACUUCAGCAUGGGAACUCCAGUAAACAUCGUAGUUGGAUCACAUGUCUGGGCAGAAGAUCCUGAAAAUGCAUGGAUUGAUGGUGAAGUGUCAGAAAUCAAUGGCAGAGAUGCCACCAUAAUUACCCCAGAUGGUAAAACUAUAGUUGCAGUUAUUGGAAGCAUAUAUCCAAAAGACACAGAAGCACCACCAGCGGGCGUUGAUGACAUGACCAAGUUAGCUUACCUUCAUGAGCCGGGGGUCCUACAUAACCUCACUUGUCGAUUUGCUCUAAAUGAAAUAUAUACUUACACUGGCAGCAUUCUCAUAGCGGUGAAUCCUUUUCGGAGACUGCCACACUUGUAUGACAUCCACAUGAUGGAACAGUACAAGGGUGCAGCUUUCGGGGAGUUAAGUCCACAUCUCUUUGCAGUUGCAGACACUUGUUAUAGGGCAAUGAUAAAUGAACAGGGAAGCCAGUCCAUAUUGGUGAGUGGAGAGAGUGGAGCCGGUAAAACAGAAACCACAAAGAUGCUCAUGAGAUACCUUGCAUUCAUGGGGGGCAGGUCUGGUGUUGAGGGAAGAACAGUAGAACAACAAGUUUUGGAGUCUAACCCAGUCUUGGAAGCAUUUGGAAAUGCCAAAACAGUGAAAAACAACAAUUCAAGUCGUUUCGGAAAGUUUGUUGAGAUUCAAUUUGACAAGCAUGGGAAGAUCUCUGGAGCUGCAGUUCGUACGUACCUCCUUGAAAGAUCACGUGUUUGCCAAGUUUCAGACCCAGAGAGAAACUAUCAUUGUUUUUAUAUGCUCUGUGCAGCUCCGCCAGAGGAUGUCAAGAAAUUUAAGCUAGGAGAUCCAAGAACAUUCCGCUAUCUAAAUCAGACGAACUGUUACGAAGUUGCAAAUGUAGAUGAUGCAAGAGAGUAUUUGGAGACCAGAAAUGCAAUGGAUAUUGUGGGGAUCAGCCAAGAUGAGCAGGAAGCAAUAUUCCGUGUGGUAGCUGCAAUCCUACAUCUCGGAAACAUCGACUUCAUCAAAGGGAAGGAAGUGGAUUCUUCAAAAGUGAAGGAUGAAAAGUCUCGCUACCAUCUUCAAACAGCAGCAGAGCUACUCAUGUGUAAUGAGAAGGCUUUGGAAGACUCACUUUGCAAGCGUGUCAUAGUGACUCCUGAUGGUAACAUCACAAAACCAUUGGACCCAAAUCAAGCCGCCCUAAGUCGUGAUGCCUUGGCCAAGACUGUUUACUCCCGACUGUUUGAUUGGAUUGUGGAUAAGAUUAACAAUUCAAUUGGUCAAGAUCCCAAUGCUGUAAGCAUUAUCGGAGUCCUUGAUAUUUAUGGCUUUGAAAGCUUCAAGAUCAAUAGUUUUGAGCAGUUGUGCAUUAACCUGACAAAUGAAAAGUUGCAGCAGCACUUUAACCAGCAUGUAUUCAAGAUGGAGCAAGAGGAGUACACAAGGGAGGAAAUAAACUGGAGCUAUGUUGAAUUUGUAGAUAACCAGGAUGUUUUAGAUCUUAUUGAGAAGAAACCUGGGGGUAUAAUUGCACUUCUCGAUGAAGCCUGUAUGUUUCCCAAGUCAACUCAUGAGACAUUUGCACAGAAGAUGUAUCAGACAUACAAGGGACACAAGCGUUUCAGUAAGCCAAAGCUUGCUCGAACUGACUUCACAAUCAACCAUUAUGCUGGUGAUGUUACAUACCAAGCAGAUCAGUUUCUCGAUAAAAACAAGGAUUAUGUUGUAGCAGAACAUCAAGCUCUAUUAUAUGCCUCAAGGUGCCCUUUUGUUGCUAGUCUUUUCCCUCCGCCAGAGGAAUCCUCAAAGCAGUCCAAGUUCUCUUCCCUAGGUAACCGCUUCAAGCAACAAUUACAAGCUCUUAUGGAGACGCUGAGCACAACCGAACCGCAUUAUAUCAGAUGUGUAAAGCCAAAUACAGUUUUGAAGCCUGGAAUCUUUGAGAACUACAAUGUCUUGGGCCAGUUGAGAUGUGGGGGUGUACUCGAGGCUAUUAGGAUAAGCUGUGCUGGGUAUCCAACAAAAAGAACAUUUGAUGAGUUCCUUGACCGUUUCGGAAUGCUAGCUCCUGAAGUUCUAGACGGAUCUGAUGAAAUAUCAGCAUGUGUUGCCAUCUGUGACAAAAUGGGCUUAAAAGGAUACCAGAUUGGGAAAACAAAGGUGUUUCUUCGAGCCGGGCAGAUGGCAGAAUUAGAUGCAAGAAGAACUGAAGUUUUGGCUAUUGCUGCUAGACGCAUACAGAGGCAGAUCCACACAUAUUUGACACGAAAAGAAUUUAUUUCUAUAAGAAGUUCCGCAAUUAAUUUACAGAAAAUUUGCAGAGGACAACUUGCCCGCAAGCUAUAUGAACACAUGAGACGUGAAGCAGCUUCAAUUCUCAUACAAAAGAUGGUACGAGCUUACAAAGCAAGAAGACAUUACACAAUCUUAAAGGCAUCAGCAAUAGUUAUUCAGACUGGAUUACGAGUAAUGGCCUCGCGUAAUGAAUACAGAUACAGAAGACAAACAAAGGCAGCAAUUAUAAUUCAGACUCAAUGGAGAAGCUUCCAAGCUAUGUCUUCGUAUAAGCACCAUCAGAAGGCUACUCUCAUACUCCAGUGUCUUUGGAGAGCAAAGACAGCAAGGAUGGUGGUCAGAAAGCUCAGAAUGGCUGCAAGAGAGACGGGGGCACUUAAGGAAGCUAAAGACAAGUUAGAGAAGCGCGUUGAAGAGCUGACAUGGCGACUAGAAUUCGAAAAGCAUCUAAGGAUUGAUCUAGAAGAAGCUAAAGCGCAAGAAAUUGUGAAGCUACAAAAUGAUUUAAGGGGAACUCAGCAACAACUAGACGAAGCACAAGCUGCAAUUGUCCUGGAAAAAGAAGCAGCAAGGUUAGCUAUAGAACAAGCACCACCAGUCAUCAAAGAAGUGCCAAUCGUGGACAACACCAAGCUAGAGCUACUAAGAAAUCACAAUGAAGAAUUGGAGGAUGAGGUAAGGACUCUCAAGAAUAAAAUUGAAGAAUUUGAGGACAAGUACUCUGAAGUCGAAAAAGAAAGCAAAGCAAGACUUAAAGAGGCAGAAGAAGCAGAAGUUAAAGCAACUCAACUUCAAGAGACAAUUGAAAGACUAGAAUUGAACUUGUCCAACCUCGAAUCAGAGAAUCAGGUUCUACGCCAGCAGACUCUGGUUGCUUCAACGAAUGAGGACAUCUCCACUGAACUAGAAAUCCUCAAGAGUAAGAUUGUGAGCUUGGAGUCAGAGAAUGAAUCACUUCGCAACAAAGCAUCUAUCAAGCAGAUAGCAAAUUCAGAAAGGGAUCCAUCAUUUAAGAGUUUGGAUAAUGGACAUCAGAUAGAAGAAGAACUUCAAACGGUAAAAGAGUCAGGACCUCUGGUCUUCCAAUUGACAAAACAAAAAUCCCUCACAGACAGACAGCAGGAGAACCACGAUGUACUUAUCAAGUGUCUUAUUGAAGAUAAGCGAUUUGACAAUAACAGACCUGUUGCUGCCUGUAUUGUGUACAAAGCACUUCUUCAUUGGAGAUCUUUUGAAGCAGAGAAGACAACUAUAUUUGAUAGGAUUAUUCAAACAAUCCGCUCAUCUAUAGAGAAUCAAGAGAACAACACUUAUAAUCUAGCAUAUUGGCUAUCGACAUCUUCUGCCCUUCUGUUUCUUCUGCAAAGUACACUCAAGGCAAGCAAUACAAGUAAUUUAGCUGCACAACGGAAACGAACUCAUCCUGUCACCUUGUUCAGUAGAAUGGCGCAGAGAGCUCGUUCAGCCACAACAACCAUGGGAAUUUCAACCGGGUACAGUGGAAUGGAAGGAACAGCCAACGAGCAGUCAAAAGUGGAAGCUAAGUACCCAGCACUACUGUUUAAGCAGCAUCUAACAGCAUGUGUAGAAAAAAUAUAUGGGAUGAUCCGUGAUAAUUUGAAGAAAGAGAUCAGUCAAUUCUUGAAUUUGUGCAUUCAGGCACCAAGAUCAGUGAGGGCUAGACCAUUAAGAGGCUCGUCUAAAAAUAUCCAUUCACAUAUUGUUGCAAAACAACAAGCAUCAAACAUACACUGGCAAAGCAUUGUCAGUAAGCUAGAUUAUGCCUUGGGCAUAAUGUUGGAGAACCAUGUCCCUUAUGUGGUCAUGGCAAAAAUAUACGAUCAGGUUUUCUCAUUCAUCAAUGUACAACUCUUUAACAGCUUAUUGCUUCGACGUGAGUGCUGCUCUUUUAGCAAUGGAGAGUAUGUGAAGGCAGGUUUACAGGAACUGAAACAGUGGUGCUUCAAAGCAACAGAUCAAUUUGUGCAGUCAUCGUGGGAUGAACUUCAACAUAUACGGCAAGCCAUUGGAUUUCUGGUCUUACAUCAAAAAGCUCUCAAGUCUCUGGAUGAGAUCACAAAUGAACUCUGCCCGAUAUUGAGCAUUGCACAAAUUUAUCGCAUCGGAACUAUGUUUUGGGAUGACAAGUAUGGAACCCAGGGUCUAUCUCCAGAGGUAAUUAGCAAAAUGCGAAUAUUGUUGGCAGAAGAUUCAAUCGACAUUCCUAAUAAUUCUUUCUUGCUCGACGUGGAUUCAAGCAUACCGUUCUCGAUGGAAGAGAUGUUCCAGUCCUUCAGUGACUUCACGCCAUCAAAAGUUGAUCCACCGCAGCUCCUUCGACAGAGGUCUGAUUUUCAUUUCUUGUUGCAAGCAAUGGAAUGAGCUUCCAUGUCUGAAGCCCUCCAAUUCAGAUACUAGCUUGUGAUCAAUUUUGGCAUUUCGUUUGUGCGUGCGAGUGCGAGUGUGAGACUGUGAGUGCAUGAAUGUGUAAAAAGGGGCUUUUUGGGGGGUGUUUUAGGCUUUUAGCCAUCAAUUCUUUCAUUCAUUUUUUUCUGGAGGUGAGGAUUUUUUAUUUUUUAUUUUUUAUGUAGCUGAGAAUUAUUACUUGACUAAUGAUAUUAAUGAGAAAAUGUAACCAUGUCACGUGUUUUAUGUAGUUUAUAUAAUAAAAAAUCAAUUUUUGG